CAAGGGCCUGGUCACACUCAUACUUUGUUUUCAUUUAUAUUAUCUAGUAAAUAAUAAUUAAUGCAACUAUACCAAAUGUUAGCCAUUCGUUUACUGAGGCUGCAAACUGGAAACUUGGCAAUUAACAAUGUAUACCAACGAACGCUUUCACGGAAUAAAAGCACAAAAAACACGAAGAAAGACAACGUAAUGCGGCAGGGCAAAAUAUUCAGCUCGUUGUUUGGAAACCGGCUUAAGGGCAGUAAUAGCCGGUGGUACCCAGCACCUGAGGUCAGCUCACAUGGCGGCAGUGGAAACCAAAAGUCGGGUUCAUCGCUGCACGCCUUGAAGUUCGGAACACCCCAUUCGCACUCGGCUCGGGACAACAUUCGGCGCAUGUCCGUCCUGAACAAGGUCUUCAUGACGAACAUAACCGAUAUUUUGGCCACCGGCGCAGUGGCCGACUCUAUCGUGGGACAAGGAGUGCAAAUUUCCUAUGUGAAGAUCACCAGCGACUUUUCCCGAAUCAAUGUCUACUGGAUGGGCAAGGAUGGAUCAGCCAACGAUGUGCUCGAGGAUAAACUGAAUCGCUUGAGCGGCAAACUGCAGCACGAGCUAUCGCAGCUCCACCUGAUGGGCGAAGUACCCCGGAUAAAGUUUGUUCGCGACAAAACGAGCAGUGGUCUAUAUCAGGUCCAGGAAGUACUAUCCAAACUGGACAUCCAGAAUAAACACUCCAGUUCUAGUCCAAAUAGCCAUACAGAACCGGAGGAAAUCGAUGUACAGAGUUGUCAGGCUGCUUCAGACACUGAAUGGCCGGAGAUGAGACAAGAUUUCCUCAGUUUUAACCAAAGCUCAGUUAUGGAUAAGAUUCUCGGCAAGAUGCGCAAGUCCAAAGAUGCCUGGGUUCAUCAUAAGCAAAAUGUUUCCAAGACCUCAUGAUUGAUAGGGCCUUUUGACCGUUUUUGUUGCACUCUGUUUUAUUGUAGAUAAAUUUUAAUUAAAAUUACAAUUUGUUGAAAUACAAAAAUCGAUUAGUACAAAUUUUAA
Drosophila subpulchrella is the source of this 1029-nucleotide messenger RNA. RefSeq names its product putative ribosome-binding factor A, mitochondrial. Bases 61 to 921 code for a protein of 286 amino acids. The transcript has a single exon. The record is from RefSeq and is a predicted model, not a curated record. Gene Ontology annotation, biological process: rRNA processing. NCBI's taxonomy places the organism in Eukaryota, Metazoa, Arthropoda, Insecta, Diptera, Drosophilidae.